ACAAAUGACAGAUAUUUGCACUUCGCAGUACCUACACUGAUAUUGGGAACUUUUUCGUAGGAUGCCUAUGUAUAUUCCGUGCAACAUUUAUUUAUGGUUAAAGAUCUAACAAUUCUAUUAAGAAUAAAAAUCAGUAAUCACUAUAUAUUGUACGCAGCCUAACGCAGGGAAGGUUAGGUUGACUUGUUUCAAGGCGCACGUCACAAUCACUGCAGUGCUUCACACUCGAACAAUCAUGAAUCAAUGAACCAUCAGUCAUACUCAUGACUCAUCACCAAUAGAUUUCGAUAAAAUUUAUAAGGGUAUUAUUAAAGUGUAUCAAAAAUGGAUGAACAGGAUCCUCUUGUAUUUGCUGAUACUGCUAACAAUAGAUUAUUUGGGCUUCCAGAAGUAUUGGAUAAAAAUGUGGAUGAUAUAAUUGUAAAUGAAUGUGAUACUGUCUUAACAAAACCACCAGACCGGUACAAUUUCGGAUUUUUAAUAUUUUAUGUACUUGGCACUUGUCUUCUACUUCCUUGGUACUUUUUUAUGACUGCAAAUGAUUAUUGGAUGUAUAAAUUACGAAAUUUACCAAAUGAAACCCAACUGAUUUUUCUCUUGCCAAACGACAAUAAUGAUCAUUCAAGACUUCAAGCUAAUUUCACUUCUUUUCUUACCAUUGCUGCAUCUGUUCCUAGUUCACUAAUUUUAUUAUUAAAUACAUAUUUAGCUAAAAAGAUGUCAAUACAUUUUCGAAUGAUCAGUUCAUUGAUGUUAAUGCUUAUUUUGUUCACAAUUACCACUAUUUUAGUUAAUUUGGAUUCUGAUUCAUGGCAAGUAUUGUUCUUCAUGAUUACUUUAGGAACAGUCAUUUUUUUAAACAUAGGGAGUUCUAUAAUGCAAGGUGCUGUGUUCAAUUUAGUUAGCUUUUUUGACAGUGGCUACAUGACAGCAACUGUAUGUGGUCAAGCAUUGGGAGGGAUUGUCGCUGCAUUAGCUCAAAUAUUGGCUUUGUGGUGGGGUGCAUCAUCUGUCCAUAGUGCCUUUGUUUAUUUUUUGUUUGCUGAUAUAUUCAUCUUGAUCUCUCUAGUGUUAUACACUAUUUUAAUUAAAACAAAUAUUUAUAAGUAUUAUGUUCAAGACAUACCUGCAAAUGCAUGGAUUAGGCGUUCAUCUUCUACACAAUAUGCUUUACUUGGUAAUGAACAAAUCUUAACUGUUAAUACAUACGCAGUUUUAAAAAAGAUAUGGAAAUUGGGCUUAAGCACUUUUUACAAUUUUUUAGUCACUAUGUCUGUUUAUCCAGCAGUUACAGUAUUAAUAACUUCAGUAAACAAAGAACACACUGCCUGGACAGAUACAUAUUUUUUGCCAGUGAUAGCGUAUUUACUUUUCAGUACGUGUGAUUUCUUAGGGAGAGUUAUGUCAAACCUCAUAAAAAUGCCAGUCAAUAGUAGUUGGCCAGCUGCAAUAUUAUCUGCUUUAAGAACUAUUUUUAUUCCUUUGAUGAUGCUCUGUAAUGCUAAGCCUCGGUAUUAUUUACCAGUCUUAAUAAACAAUGAUCAAUUGUAUGCAGUUAUUAUGUCAAUUUUUGGUUUUACCAAUGGCAUAGUUUCUAACAUCACAAUGACGUCUAUCCCCUACUUUGUUGACAAACAUGAACAGGAAACUGCGAGUUCUUUGAUGAUUACAUUUCUUGGUAUUGGUAUUUCUACAGGUUCAUUGAUAAGUUUUGGCAUGGUUAAUUUACUAUAA
Molecule: messenger RNA, 1734 nt
Organism: Melanaphis sacchari
Lineage: Eukaryota; Metazoa; Arthropoda; Insecta; Hemiptera; Aphididae
Gene: Ent1
Product: equilibrative nucleoside transporter 1
Exons: 11
Coding region: 325-1734 (469 amino acids)
Biological process (GO): nucleoside transmembrane transport
Cellular component (GO): plasma membrane
Molecular function (GO): nucleoside transmembrane transporter activity
Source: RefSeq, a predicted model, not a curated record